Messenger RNA from Telopea speciosissima, 2699 nucleotides. RefSeq lists its product as uncharacterized. NCBI's taxonomy places the organism in Eukaryota, Viridiplantae, Streptophyta, Magnoliopsida, Proteales, Proteaceae. The record is from RefSeq and is a predicted model, not a curated record. Bases 111 to 2165 code for a protein of 684 amino acids. The transcript has 10 exons.
GUUGUUCCACUUCCUCCCUCAUGGUAUUUCAUGGAUCAAAGUUUCAGCAGUUUCUGGAUUUCGCAUUUGUACUCUGCUCUUCUAACAGAGCUUAGAGUAGGAUACCACCGAUGGGGACAAACGGAAACGGCCAAUGUUCCUUCCCUCUAACAAGUUUACAAAUUGGGGACUUACAGUCCUAUCUUUCACAUCUUAGCCUUUUUCUUCCCCCUGAGACAAAAAAAAUCUACAUAUUGGUGGACAACCAACCAUGGAAAAACUUGGAUUCACGGGUUGCACACCUGUGGCAAUUGAUGGUUACCAAGUCCAGAUUGUCCCCAUUUGCAAACACUAGAGUGCGACGAGAGAGAAAGGAUCUUGGAAAGACGGUUGAUUUGAAGAAUGGUUCCAGUUCCUACUCGAGUAAAGCAAAUAAAUUUGAGAGAUGGUUCCAAUUGAUCGAGGCAGCAACAUUGUCACAGAAGAACUCUUUGCUGCCUGUGAAAAAACUGAAGAAUUCUUUGCUCUCAAGCCAUGACUUGUGUCGGACCCUGCAUGGAUUUAUUGUAUUUGAGGUUGCAUGGGCUGAUGUCCGUGGUAUUAACUAUUUGAAUGAGCUUCAGACAGAUACAUCAAUGGCAAUAGAGGCUAAAUUGAUGAAACGGUGGGAGUUUGAUAGUAUACAAAAAGCUACAGCAUCAGUUUCUGCGUGGUUCUCUGGGACACAAUCUGAACAGAACCUCUUGAAGGAAUAUCUCAGUUCCAUCAUUGGAGAGGUGUUUUAUGAUACUCAAGAAUAUUUAUCAAUGAUCGACCCUACUGAUGGUGGUGACAAUAUUUGUAUUGACAUUGGGUGCGGUGAAGACGAAUGCCCUGGUGACCUUGGUGGCAAUUUUAACGUAUACCCUGCAAAUUCUGAAUACAGAAUGCUCACAUAUGACACAGCUCCGCCACCUACUGGCCUAUACAAGAGAAGAAAAAUAACAAACUACAAUAGUGCUUGUGGGGACGUUGAUGCAUUUUCUGAGAAAACUCACUCUGAAAUUGGUAGCACACCAAAACAUAAGGGUACUUCAAUUUCUGCCAGUAGUGAUAGUGAAAUUGCAGUUGAAGCUACCCAGUACAGGAAUGUCUUGAUUUUGUUCAAGUUCAAUGACCCUUAUCUUCCAUUUAUAUUGAGGCCCAUCAUAAUGUCUGAUCUGCGAUUACUUACGUUGGUGGAGUCGAGGCUUCCCUCUUGGGUUAUUUUUCUUCAGUCAUAUCCAGUAUUUUGCCAUCUCUAUCGUCCAUGGAUGUGUCCUCUAGCAAGAGCUCUGUAUGUGCUGAUUUCAAUUGUCACAGUGCUUAUAGGGUUUUAUGACCUGUAUAAAAAUGUCCCGCUUCUGAAGGCUACUGCAUCACGAUUGUGUGGGCCCCUUGUUGACUGGAUGGAAACUUGGGAGAUGAUUUCACGGAUUAAGUACUUAGGGACUAUGCUAUUCCUACAUAAUUUUGAGAAAGCUAUUAAAUGGUUUUUAAUGAUUACUCGGGCUAUUAGAUCAUUUCUUUCAGUUCUGACACAACCAAUGGCUGGGCCUCUUGUUGAUCUUUUUGGUUUCCUUCUCCCCAUCUGGAAUCUAUGUCUCCAAGUAGUAGGAAGCUUUUGUUCGGUUAUGUGGGUUUCAAUUAGGUCUUCUUGCAGCUUAGUGGUGGACCUUGUGGAAAUCUUAUUCUUUCCAGUGCAGUCGAUCCUUUCUUUCAUAUGGAUCAUAGGCUCCUCCAUUCUGUACCCAAUAUUUUGGGUCAUCUCGGAAGUACUUUACACACCUAUCCGCCUGGUUCUUUCGAUUGGAAGUUCUGUAUCUUUUGUCUAUUCCGCUGUAUAUGAUUUUGUGGAAGAUAUUUGUCUGUCCAUCAGUAGUAUAUUUCAGUUUGCAUCGGCUUCUGAGGCAACGAUGAGCACAUAUGAAGUUUCCAUGUGGCGUUCACUUUGGAAUGAUCUUUUCUCCCAGGUUUUCCGUGCUCUUCGAAGCAUAGUAAAUGGCUUUGUUGCCUUCUUUGCAACCUGCAAUAGGCACCGCUUAAGUAUCUAUAACCAUAUGCUGGAAUUUCACCGGCAAUUAUCUUGCCUAUCCCACAGAUCAAGGACCCAGGACUCCAGUCAUUGUAGACAGAAAUUUGGAGCUCAGGAUUUGGUAAGUUCUUGAAUCAUUGCCACAAAAACAAACAAAUGUCAAACCAAAAGAAAUUCAUCAUGUUGUAUCCUCUGGUACUAGCUAUUAUAUGGAGACAUAAUUAUCUAUUUGUGCUUAGCUAGCUACAAUUAUUUGAUGUUAUGAAUCUGGAGUCUCAUUUAUCUUUUGGUUGAUUUCUUUGGUUUUGACUGACAGUUGGGUGCAAGGAACAGCCAUGUCAAGUAAGUCCAAAACUCAGUUUUGAGUUCCAGUAGGAAGUAAUUUUUAACUGUGGUUGAAAUCCAAGAAUCUAUUUGAACUGCAGACACUCCCAGCAGACAAUAGAAAAAGCACGGAUGAGACUACCGCUGAGGGACAUACAGGUCAAUGACAGAUAUUAGAAUUGCAUAUUUGCCUCUCAUCUGAGCCACAGAUCUUGGUAGAACUCCAUUCAGUUUGUAGUUUCUAUUCAUUAUCCAUUCUUUUCACAGUCAACUCUUCUCAGCCUUUCCUGAUGUAAAUAUUCAUAAGAAAGCAUGUGAAGUGCCCCCAAUCCUCUUUUUUUUU